Messenger RNA from Emericellopsis cladophorae, 1053 nucleotides. Its product is annotated as Phenylacetaldoxime dehydratase-like protein. The transcript has a single exon. The record is from RefSeq and is a predicted model, not a curated record. The coding region runs from base 1 to 1053 and encodes 350 amino acids. NCBI's taxonomy places the organism in Eukaryota, Fungi, Ascomycota, Sordariomycetes, Hypocreales, Bionectriaceae.
AUGGCCUGCCCUGCCCGAACCUACCCUCUCAACAGGCCUGACGGUCACCAGCCGCCCGUGCCUAGAUGGCAUCUCCGUUUUGAUGAAGAUGUCCAGACAGUUCACAUACUUUAUUUCGGCGUCCAACAAGCCAGCGACUCUCUUGGACUCCGGCCUGCGGCCGAUGCCAUUGUGCGAACCGUCCGAGACCGGAUCUCGGAUUUCGGAUCAUAUCCGUCACCAGCAGCUGUGGAGGAGUUCGAGGUCAUCGACGCAAAGUCCCGCAACCGAUCACAUGUGACCGUCGCAUAUUGGACAGAAGAAGAAGCAUAUCGCCAGUUUCUGAACUCCUUAGCGUUGUCAGACAUACAUGACAAUGUGCCAGCCGACCAUCGCUCCCAGAUUGGCCUCUGGCUCGAGACCUUCUCUCUGCCCGUGACUCGGCUCGAGACCAACUACUCUAGUUUGGACUACCUGCCAGGAUUGGCCCGUCUGCCAAAGACUCACACGGAGGAUCACACGCUCACUGCGUACUGGGGUGCGGCGCGCGACAGGAUCGAUGCUUCGGCGCACGAUCCCUUUUCGCCCGACGAGACAUCUCCAAAGAAAGUCGCCGCGAAGGGAGCCCAUGUCAAGGGCAGCAAUGCAAACAACCUCGUCCAUAUACGGACAGGGCAAUUUUGGCACAACUGCGAUGAGCAGGAAGCAGAAGCGUACGAGAAGAAGCUUGAGCCGACGCUCGAGAAAGGGCUAUAUUACCUCCGCGAGACGCCAUCAGCAGGGGCAAUGGGUCUGCGCUACCUGCGAAACACCGUCCCCGUUGAUGACAGCAGCACCCUUCGCAAGGAGACCUGCGUGACGUGCUUCUUCUCCAGCCUCGACAAGCUCGAGGGCUGGGCCAAGAGCCACAAGUCGCAUCUAGCCAUCUACAACGGCGCGAUGAGGCAUGCCAAGAUGUUUGGCGCCGAGAGGAAGUUUCGCACAUGGCACGAGGUCGUGGUGCUGAAAAGGGGCGAGGCAAAGUUUGAGUAUUUGAACUGUGAAUCCGAGGAGGGAAUGAUGGCCUUUUGCUAG